Messenger RNA from Apis cerana (Asiatic honeybee), 855 nucleotides. Its product is annotated as tropomyosin-2. Lineage: Eukaryota; Metazoa; Arthropoda; Insecta; Hymenoptera; Apidae. The record is from RefSeq and is a predicted model, not a curated record.
AUGGAGGCGAUUAAAAAGAAGAUUGCGGCGUUGAAGCAAGAGAUGGAUGCUGCUAAUGAAAAAGUAGAGGCAAAUGAAGCGAAGGCGAGAUCAGAGAACUUUCGUGCGGAUAAGCUGAACGACGACGUAAGAGAUCUGGCUAAAAAGCUCACUCAGCUCGAACGAGAUUACGAAGUGGCCAAAGCGAAUUUAGAGCAAUCUACCGCUGAUUUGGAACAAUGCGAAAAAUCUUGGUCUAAGGCAGAGCAAGAUCGAACCACGUUGACCAAGAGGGUGCAAGAAAUUGAAACAACGUUAACGAAGAAGGAGGAAUUACGUAUUACUGCUCAAACGAAACUUGGACGUGCAUCAGAACUUGCGGAUGAUGCACGAAGAAUGUGCAAAGUAUUAGAAGAUAGAAGUCGGCUGGACGAAGAACGCAUGGAAAAAUUGAUGCAAGAACUGAAAGAUGCAAGAUUAAUUGCUGAAGAUGCGGACGCCAAAUCUGAGGAAAUAUCGAAGAAAUUGGCGCUCGUUGAAGAGGAAUUGGAAGGAGCGGAGGAGAGAGUGAAAACCAGCGAGGCAAAAAUCAUAGAACGGGAAGAUGAGCUUUUUAUCGUGCAAAACAUCGUAAAAUCUUUAGAAGUAUCCGAGGAAAAGGCUAAUGCACGAGUGGAAGACUUCAAAAUACAAUUAAAACAAUUAAAAAAAAAAUUGAGGGAGGCUGAGAAACGUGCCAUUCAUGCUGAAAGAACAGUGAAAAAAUUGUUGAAGGAAGUCGAUAUGAAGGAAGAUGAACUCAGAGAAGAAAAAGAAAAAUACAAAGCAGUCUGUGACGACAUGGAUGCUACAUUCGCAGAAAUGACAGGAUAUUAA